Molecule: messenger RNA, 732 nt
Organism: Salvelinus sp. IW2-2015
Lineage: Eukaryota; Metazoa; Chordata; Actinopteri; Salmoniformes; Salmonidae
Product: T-box transcription factor T-like
Biological process (GO): heart morphogenesis; mesoderm formation; regulation of transcription by RNA polymerase II
Cellular component (GO): nucleus
Molecular function (GO): RNA polymerase II cis-regulatory region sequence-specific DNA binding; DNA-binding transcription factor activity, RNA polymerase II-specific
Source: RefSeq, a predicted model, not a curated record
AUGAUAUCACAGCGCAUGUUCCAGGUGCUGAAAGUGGAUGUUUCUGGGCUGGAUCCGAACGCCAUGUACUCGUUCCUGCUGGACUUCGUGGCUGCGGACAACCACCGGUGGUAAUACGUUAACGGGGAGUGGUUUCCUGGGGGCAAGCCCGAGCCUCAAGCCCCGAGCUGCGUAUACAUCCACCCGGAUCAUAUAUCCCCUUCGUUAUACAUCCACCCGGACUCGCCAAACUUUGGUGCGCGCUGGAUGAAAGAUCCGGUCUCAUUCAGUAAAGUCAAACUCACCAACAAACUUAAUGGAGGAGGCCAGAUCAUAUUGAAGUUAUUGCAUAAAUAUGAYCCACGUAUCCAUAUUGCGGGCGUCGGAGGGCCUAAGAGGAUGAUCACGAGCCACUCCUUCCCGGAGACGCGGUUCAUAGCCYUCACAGCCUACCAGAACGAAGAGAUAACCGGUUUGAAAAUCAAAUACAACCCGUUUGCCAAGGCCUUUCUGGAUGCUAAGGAAAGAACAGACCGUAAAGACAUAAUGGAUGACAGUGGCAACCAACAGUCAAGCUACUCUCAAUUGAGAGGCUGGUUCAUCCCAGGCCCAUCUACUAGCCCUCACACCCAGUUUGGGAGCCCCCUGUCCCUGUCCUCGUCCCACGGCUGUGACCGCUACUCCACUCUGAGAAACCAUCGCUCUGCACCCUACAGCACCCCCUACACCAGUCGGACCAGCCCCCCUAGUUAG